Molecule: messenger RNA, 10686 nt
Organism: Paramuricea clavata
Lineage: Eukaryota; Metazoa; Cnidaria; Anthozoa; Malacalcyonacea; Plexauridae
Source: the annotation of a GenBank genome assembly
AUGAAAUGGGUUAAAGAGAACAUUGCAUAUUUUGGUGGAAAUCCAAAAUCAAUCACCGUAUUUGGUGAGAGUGCUGGAGGAGCGAGUGUCUCAGCACAUACGUUAUCUAAAGGUAGCUGGGAGUUGUUUGACAGAGCUAUUUUGCAAAGUGGAAACAUGCUUAUGCCGUGGGCGAUUAUGACAGAUUCCCAAAUCAAAGAUGUAUUAGAAUGGUUUCUAGGAGAAGUUAAUUGCAACAAUGAUGAAAAUGUGCUUGAAUGUCUACGAAAUGUGACUGAAGACACAUGGAAAAGAGCGGAGAAUAGGCAACAAUUUUGGGGAAUAUGGACUGGCCCUAAUGUUGAUGGAGAAUUCAUUGCUGAUAAACCACAAAAAAUAUGGGAGGACGGAGACGUCAAAAAACAAGAUAUAAUUAUUGGAAUUACUAAAGAUGAGAUGUUUCUGGACCAGCAAUAUUUAUUGCUAAAGUCUACGAACAUAAGCUUUUAUUUGAAACAUUUCGAGGAAUUACUAAAGAAGCAUUUCAAGAAUUCAUCCGAAGCGGUGCAUGAGAAAGCGAGAGAAUUGUACCUACCGAAAUGUAUUCCUUCCUAUUUGGAAGCGUUAAAACCGAGCGUGGCAUUUGAAUCAGAUCGAAUGAUGAUUUGUGGGAGCAGACAGGAGGCUAAACUAAGAUCUAAACACACGAGUACUACAAAUAUUUAUGCAUUUCAAUAUUCUCACGCCCCAUUGGUAAACUAUUUCAUUUUGUACCCUUAUGGAGUAUUUGGAUUUGCCGCCCAUGGACUCGAUAUUAUAGUAAGAAAUUCUGCUUUUUAUUCUAAUUAAAUGCAAGACUUGCGAAUUGAUUUAUGCAAUGAGUGGAAGAGUCAUCAUAAAGGGCGAGACAUGAAUCCAUAACCCUCCGAGACAAAAGAAAUUAUGGUGGAUUUUUAGACAGAAUAAUACAUUUCAAAAUCUAAUCAUUUUUGAACAAGUAAUAUCAUGCAGUAACUGAUAGUGAUCUCUCCUUGUAUUUUAGUCGGUGUUUGGUUCGCCAAUUAAUGAUACGAAGUUCCGGUCUGAUGAUCGAACACUCUCUUUGAGAAUGAUAUUAUAUUGGACAAAUUUUGCUAAAACCGGGUAAGUUUCAACGUUUACUCCCGAUGGGCGUAUUUUUGUCAAGGGUUACGGUUUAGCGAGCGACACUCAGAACAUUUAUCCUAGGUUUCAAUUUCAUUUUCCCGUCAAAAUUGCUAACCGUGCCACUGAUUUGGCAAAUUCCAUCCCCAGCAGCAGACGAUGUAGACUUGCCACAAGUCGACCAUGGCGGAGGGAGAGAGGGCGCGUGGAAGGGAACGCGCCACCCGAGCGACGAAGUCGCGAGUGGCCGACUUGUGUCCCUUGCAGGAAUUUAAAUCGCAUUAAAAAUUUUGGCGCGAAUAAUUUUGACAUAAAAAGGGUGUGUACAUUUCAUACAAUUACUUCACGGCGCCGACAAUGUCUACAAAAACACAAAAGCAUUCUCAAGAAUUGAUAUUUCGUUGUCCUCGAAAGGAUCGUGACUAAAACACCACACGAGUACAUACGAGUAACAUACGAGUAACACACAAGUACAUACGAGUACAUACGAGUAACACACCAGUACAUACGAGUAACAUACGAGUACAUACGAGUAACAUACGAGUACAUACGAGUACAUACGAGUAAAACACAAGUACAUACGAGUACAUACGAGUACAUACGAGUAGAAUACAAGUAAAAUACGAGUAAAAUACGAGUAGUAAACUUGUUUUUAGUGUUUGUAGAUUGAAUGAAGGCAAAAAGAUCGUCUUCUCUGUCGAAAAACGUGGAAUGGAGGAACGGGCAAUGGGGAACGGGCAAUGGGAGAACGGGGAAUGCGGGAACGGGGGAACGAAAAACGGGGGGGGACAGGGGAAUCGGGGAAUUAUGAAUUAUUAUUAAUACGUAAUAUUAAUCAUAUGUACGGGGGGGAAAAGAACAGAAAAAAGAAACAGAAAUUCGACAGGAUAAACGGCAAUCGGGGAAUUACGAAACUAUAAAACGGACUCUGGUGUCUUGGGAAUUAGAAAACCGCUCAAUGAAUUAAAACUAGUAAAGAAAUUUAGCGAAGCUUUCCUUUAUUAGUACAGCGUAUCAUAAAAAGGUCAAUCCACAUUGCUUAUGUCCGAUCAUUAAGUAAUAUUAAUAAUAAUACCAUUGCUUAUGUCAUUACUAAUAUACUUGCUAUGUAAUAAAGCAAACUUAAGGACUAGAUGCAAGCCCAAGGCAGUCCUUAUGCUCCAUAUGAUAUCUUAAAGUGAUUAUCCUAUUUUAAAUAUCUUACAAAGCAAAACUAACAAAACACAAAAUACUUCAAAAUACGCAGAUUUUAAGCUAGCAAUUUAAGUUGGCAAGUACGUUUCUAAAGGACCCAGCCGAACUCUCCUGCAAGCCUUUGGACGUGCUCCACCUUGAAAAGGGAAGGAAAGUCUGGAGGAACGAGAACGUCCCCAAGAAAGCUUGGAUACUUUGCUCUGAUGCAGGCUGAUCGGAAAUGAAAAUGCACGUUCUGAGGCUCACUUGAAAACUGGAUUUGUCCUGCAGGGCCUUUUUUAACAUACAAGCUGGGGGGCCAUUUGCCCCACCCCCAGUCCCCCCUUGUGCCCCCCCCACACGAAAUCACAUUUUGCACCCCUCCCAGAAAAAGUCCCUUUUCCUAAAUUUAUACAAACAAACCAGCGAAGAAUAACAAAUUGAUAAACGGAACGUAAGUUUUAGGCUUUAUCCUUUGUCCUUGUUUAACGAAUCGAUUUAAAGGACUGUGUCACCGCGUGCGCAUCCUACGUGUUUCUAACACUAAGUAAUGAUAAAUUAUUGUUAAUAUUUUUUAAAUUCUUUGUGCGUUUUUCCUUCUUUUAUUUCAAAUAGAAGUAUAGUUAGGAUAAAUUUUAGAGCAAAUUUAGAUGCUCAGACGGCAGGAAAUGGCAUUUUUGGGCUUCAAAUUUCAAAACUUUUCUGGUGAAGUAUGCCCCCAGACCCCCCUAUUCAUUCACGGUAUGUCGGCCACACAUGGCCAUUGCUAUCCCCCUUUAAUAAUAAGUAAUGGAUAAAUUAUUGUUUAAUAUUUCUUUUAUUUUUUCUGCAUUUUUUCCUUUUAUUUCAAAUACAAGUAUAAUUAGCAUAAAUUUUAGAGCAAGGAAAUGGCAUUUGAAAAGUUCAAAUUUAAAACAUUUUCUGGGGGAGUAUGUCGGCCACACACGUGGCCGUCGGCCUUUGCUAUCCCCCUCUAAUAUAUUAUCUCACAGAAAGGUCCCUUUUCAAAAAAUGCCCCCCCCCCCACGGGAAAAUCCUUAAAAAAGGCCCUGUUGUCCUGUAUUUCGGUCUCGGAACUGUCGUAUGUCGUCACGGUAUACGUUAACUGUGUAGUUCGUAUAUUUGCCUAGCCACAUGUUGUGAUUGAGGCUAUGUGAGGAUUGUAAGUUUAUCACCUAGUACUAUUUAAGUAUAGAUGCAGUUAGGUUAUGUGCAUGCUCACAGGGUUUUGAAAGCAAACCAUGCCGUGAAAUAUGUGAAGCCUAUGGUUUGUGUCAUGUAUCCAACUAUCUAGUUAGAAUACCUAAAAGUAGAUGUUGUACAAACUACAAAGUUGUGGUUUAUAGAAUCGGGCAGACCUCCCCCGCCCCCUAUUUCCUCCCCCCCCCCUCGCCCCACCAUUCCCUCCAUUCCCCGUCCCCCCAUUCCCCACCACCCCAUUCCCGCAUUCCCCGUUCUCCCAUUUCCCGUUCCUCCAUUCCCCCAUUCCCCGUUCCUCCAUUCCUCCAUUCCCCCAUUCCACGUUUUUCGACAGAGAAGACGAUCUUUUUGCCUGUAUUCAAUCUACAAACACUAAAAACAAGUUUACUACUCGUAUUUUACUCGUAUUCUACUCGUAUGUACUCGUAUGUACUCGUAUGUACUUGUGUUUUACUCGUAUGUACUCGUGUGUUACUCGUAUGUACUCGUAUGUUACUCGUAUGUACUCGUGUGUUACUCGUAUGUACUCGUAUGUACUUGUGUGUUACUCGUAUGUUACUCGUAUGUACUCGUGUGGUGUUUUAGUCACGAUCAAAAUUCUGCGCGUAUCGUUGGUUCAGUAGCUCUGUUGCCGGUUGUAUAUAAAAACAGUUCAACGAAUAACUUUGCAGUCUGAGCUGUUGAUAUCACAGAGACCUUUGUACUAUAAGUAUAACAGUAUUUUAGUAAAAUUUGAUAGUCAUGUGAUAGCUGCAUAAAAGCUAAGCAAGUACUUUUGAUGUUUUGAUAUCAUUGUAUAGUUGAAAUAGAAUAGAUAAGUGAUCUGUAUAUUAGUAUAUAUGGGAAUAUUAAUUUUCAACCAUACUUGGCAGUUUGGGUUCUGUUAUUAUGUUCAAUUAUUUUCACUGUGAUUUAUUAAAUACUUGGUAUUACUGUAUACAGUAUGCUUGCUAAGGCCUGCUUACUGUAUUAAAGUAGAGUAGUUGGUGGAAUUAUUUGAUCAAUACAGCUUUAUGGCAUUACAGAGAAUGUAGUAAAUUAAAAAUAUGAUAACAUUUCAGAUAAUCAGGCUUACACACUUGUAUGUUGAUGUCAGUUGCAAUGCCAAACUCAUAGAAUAUAUAAGUGAGUAUUGUGAGUCUGAAGAAUUUUGAUUGACAGUAUUUGUGUUUUACUGACGUGAAACUGUGCCGGUUUUUAUUGCAAAAUAGGGCGAGUUUAGGCGAGUUAAGCAAAAUUCUGUCAACUUCCCAUUGCGAGAUAAGGCGAGAUUGGGCGAGUUAAGCAAAAUUCGAUCAAUUUCUAUUGCGAGAUAGGGCGAGUUAAGGCGAGUUAAGGUCCCAGAGUAGGCCUUAAAUAUCAGCAACCAAGAUACACUGAAGCGAAAAUACAAGUCAAAAAAAUCGAAUAAGAAAUCUAAGACGUCUGAGGAGCAAAGCAAAGACGAACAACGGUGUAUAACUGAUUCACUUAAUUUCUAAAACCACUCAAACCUCUCAACCGAUUAACGAGGUGAGUAAUGCAAUAAAAAUACAACUAGUUCUCCUAAAAGCAUCCAAUCUCCAAGCAAAAAAGUCACGGUAUAGUUGCUGGAGAUUCUAUAUUGAAGCAUGUAGAAGGAUGGCGUCUAUCGAACGCGAGUAACCAUGUGGUAGUCAAGAGUUUCUCAGGAGCUACAACUUCUGAUAUGGAAGACUUUUUAAGACCAGUGCUCCGAAAGGAGCCGAACAAAAUAAUUUUACAUAUAGGUACGAACGAUAUAAACUAUCAAACUGCCCAAACGGUAGCAGAGGGAGUAUUAAAUCUAGGCAUACAAAUUACUCAAGACUCGCCUACAACAGAUAUAGUGAUCUCUGGGAUACUUCCAAGAACCGAUAAACCAAAUUUGAUGUCCAAGGUGAAUCAGGCAAACAGAUUAAUAAAAGCAUUUUGUAUUGAAAAGAACUGGGCAUUUCUAGAUCAUGAGUCUUUCAACUCAACUUGCUCGAGGACUACAUUUAAAUCGAAAAGGAACUAGUAUAUAUUAGCCAGAAAUAUAUCUAAGUAUAUUAGUACUGAUUAGGAUAUUGCCAUUUGUGAGUCUGCUUCCAUUUCACCUACCCAUCCUGCAGCCUUUGACAAAUCGCCUUACUCAAAAUUAUUCAAGCGGGGCCUUGUGCAUGAUGGCAUCACUGAACAUUAAUAGCCUAACUGCUCACAUUGAUGAAGUGAGAAUUUUUACACAUGAUACAAAUAUUGAUAUAUUAGCCAUUAAUGAAACCAAACUAGAUGCCUCUGUCCACAGCAAUGAAGUAAAUUUACCAGGAUACGAGAUCAUUCGAAAAGAUCGCAAUAUCAAUGGUAGACAUGGUGGUGGGGUAUGUAUUUAUGUACGUAGUAAUUUAAAUUUUAAAGUUCGCAAUGAUUUCAUGAACGACAAGCUAGAGUGUCUAAUUGUUGAGAUAUCCAAGCCUCGAUCUAGGCCGUUUUUGGUAGGUACUUGGUAUAGACCACCCAAUUCUCCUAGAGAAUUAUUAAAUCUAUUUGAAAACACAAUCGAUCGAAUCGAUGCUGAAAACUCUGAAUUAUACUUUCUUGGAGACCCAAAUUGUAAUUUAACUGCUCAAAUCUCUGAUGCAAACACUUCUGAUUUGUUAAAUAUCCUAGACACUUAUGGUCUGACACAAUUAAUCUCUGAACCAACUAGAAUAACACCAGUUUCACAAACCUUAAUUGACGUAUGCAUUACUAAUUACCCAGAGAAAGUGACCUCUUCCGGUGUCCUCUCGCUGGGUAUAAGUGACCAUUCACUUGUCUAUAUGAUUCGCAAAUCUGGUUACCCAAAGACAACAGGAAGGACUAUUAAAAGGAGAGAUUUUAAACACUUUAAUGAGACAAACUUCCUUGAUGGUCUUUCCCAGCUAAAUUGGGAUGUUAUUCAAAGUUAUGAUGAUCCAAACGACAUGUGGAGAGUUUGGGUUGACACGUUGAUGAACGUAGUGAAUAAACAUGCCCCAAUAAGGGAGACUAGAAUUGGUAAAAAAAGAUCACCUUGGAUCACUCCUAAUAUCCUACAACAAAUGCGUUCAAGAGAUUAUUUUAAAAAGAAGUUUGAAACCACUAAAGACAUUUCUACUUGGAAUUUAUAUGAGAAAGCUAGGAACGAAGUGAACAGCAAUCUGAAACAAUUGAAACGUGACUAUUUCAGUACCAAUCUUGACUGAGCAAAAAAUGACCCGAAGAAAAUCUGGAAUCUUAUAAAUCAACUUAGUUCUCGUAAUGUUAGCAAACGCUCUACUGUUAAUAGAGUUGACUUUAAUGGUGCAGAAGUAACCGAUACGCAUGAAAUAGCUGAGGCAUUUAACACACAUUUUACCGAGAUAGGUGAAAACCUGGCUAAAAGUAUUCCUAUAAUUGAUGUCAACCCAAUAUCUUAUAUUAACUCUACAAAUAGUGUGUUUUCCAUAAACACAAAAAAAUCUAGUGGUCCCGACAACAUUCCAUGCAAAUUACUAAAGUUAGCUAGGGAUGUUGUAUCCCCUUCCCUGACGCAUAUAUUUAACAAAUCACUUUGCCCUAGCAUAUACCCAAAAGAAUGGAAAAUCGCCAAUGUCAUGGUGCCAAACACGACUUCAACAAUUAUCGUCCAAUCUCAAUUAUUUCAGCCGUUGCAAAAUUAUUUGAAAGUAUUAUUCACGACCAAUUUGAUUACUAUUUAACGUGCAAUAAAUUACUGAAUAAAUGUCAGUCUGGAUUUCGAAACAACGAAUAGGUGGUCGAUAAAUAUCGACAAUGGACUACUCAAUGGUGUAGUUUUUAUCGACUUAAAAAAAGCUUUCGAUACUAUUGAUCACGCAAUUCUUCUGGAUAAACUUGCUCAAUACGGGGGGUUGAUGAAAACGCAUUAACAUGUUCCACUCUUAUCUAACCGAUCGUACACAAAGAUAUUGUGUAAAUGGACAUCUAUCUAGUAAUCGACCAAUCACUUACGGUGUCCCCCAAGGUUCAAUAAUAGGUCCCCUUUUAUUCUUGGUCUAUAUCAAUGACUUGCCGAACUGCCUGAACAAUGGCUUAUCGAGUAUGUACGCGGAUGACACAAAUAUUAGCUUUCAAAGCUCUAAUCUUUCUGAUCUUGAAGAAAUUAUGAACACCGAGCUGAGUAGUUUAAACACCUGGCUCAAUGCGAACAGAUUAAGCUUAAAUAUUACUAAAACUGAAUUCAUGGUCAUUGGCUCUCGACAGAGGCUGAUGUACCAUGAUGUUAACAAUCUUAAUAUAUGCGUAGAUAACACUCAAAUUAAAAGUGUACAGCACACGAAAUCCUUAGGUGUAACAAUUGAUGAAAAUUUAACUUGGAAGAACCAUAUUGAUACUAUCUGUAAAAAAGUAUCCUCAGGAAUUGGUGCCCUCAAACGAGUGAGGCGAUUUGUAAACAGGGAAAUUGCAGUGAAAGCGUACAAAGGCUUAAUUGAGCCUUACCUUAAUUACUGCUGCCCGGUUUGGGACGGUAUUGGCAGCGAGCUGAGCAGUAAGUUACAAAAGUUACAAAACCGUGCUGCUCGUAUGAUCACGGAAAGCACAUAUGAAAACUCCUCGAAUUCUUUACUGCAGGAGUUAAACUGGCACCAGUUAUCUCUUAAUCGCAAAAAGCAUAAAGCAAUUCUUAUGUAUAAAACUAUAAACAAGAGGGUACCGGAAUAUCUACAAGACAUAUUUAUUUCGCGAUCUUGUCCUUACAGAUUGAGAAACAAUGAAAAUACAUUAUUUGUCCCUAAGCCACAUACAGAUUAUCUAAAGCGCUCACUCAGCUACGAUGGAGCUGUUUUAUGGAAUAGUUUACCAACUGAACUUCGUUCGGCGCAAUCUCUUAGCGCUUUUAAACGAGGUCUAGAAUGUUGGUUAGCUUAGAUUCACACACGGCAAUCAUGUAAAUCAGUACUGUUCUGUCUUUUGUAAAUAGCAUUUGUAUUUUUUUCCCUUUUCCUCCUUUUUCUAUACUUUAUAUAUAUCUAUAUUAUGUAAAUUUUUACUGAUGAUUCUACCGUGUCAAAAUAAAGUUUAUAAUAAUAAUAAUAAUAAUAAUAACCAGAUACCGCUCGUAACGGCCCUGAUAAGAAUGCAUUCAUCAAUGUGUAUCGCAAUUGCAUCGAAUGCAUUAUGGCAGUAAAGCAUGGCAGUUCGCGAACUAUUCUUCUCAGGGUAACAGUGGCAUAGAUAUCUUAUAUACACUAGAUAGCGCAUCUCUUUUAGUAAAAUUGAAGCCAUGUUGGCAACUUCGUACCCAGGCUCUUACCUUCGCUCGCCCUCCGCUGCGGAAAGAUUAACAUAACGUUCAUCAUUUCAAUACUUUAAAAAUGUAUUUGGAAUAGGUUUAACUUAAUGUUUAAGUUAAGUUCUCUGUUUAAGAAAUAGAAAACAUACGAAUCUUUUCAUUUAUGGGAAUAUCCUGAGUCUGCAAUCACGGCUUCAGUUUUUGAAUUGCAGAAUAAUUGGAUGAACUAUCUAGUGUAUAUAAGAUAUCUAUGAACAGUGGCCAUCAAGAUAUUAUGCAAUAAUAAUAAUAUGAUAUUAUGCAGUAAUAAAUUUAUGUGGUGUUUCCACAAACAAAACUAUUAUAUGUCUUAUCGCCAUGCAAACGUACAAAGAACUUAUUACCUCCGCCAGGAGGUUAUGUAAUCAUCUGGGUUUGUAUGUGUGUGUGUAUGUGUAUGUGUGUGUGUAUGUUUGUGUGUUUGUCUGUCUAUGAGCACGAUAACUCAAGAAAUUCCAAACAUAUUCAUACGAAAUUUUUUGCGGUAUUUCCCAUCGGCUAAGGAAGAACUGAUUAAAAUUUGGUUAAAAAUUGAACGAGAAUGCGUAAUUAGGACGUGUAUAAUGUAUGCACGCAGUACUAAGACAAUAAUGAGAUGAUAAACCUCAUUAAGCUUCAGCCUUCGUUAUCUAUUGUCUUAGUUGCAUUUCACACACCGAAAUUCAAUGCGGGCGGAGGUAUGCAGUCUCUGAGUGCCCUCUAGUUAUAUUAUGCAACAAUUUUCUUGUUAUUUUGUUCUUCGCAAGCAUUUUUCUUAUGAAAAUAACCCCUUUCCGUCCAGCCGUCAUGCUUGGUUUGCAUAGCUUGUAAAAAAGCUGUUUAAUUACGAGAACUAUACCAAAAUCGUAUGAGAUUGUGUUUCAAAAAAGACCGCAAAUUUUGUUGUUAUGAACGUCACUCGCCCAAGGAUUCGAAGGGUUAAUUAAGUAGGCCUACGGCUCAUGAAAAGCAUGCCUGUUUGAAUCAAAAUUAAUCUUUUUAGUCGACUAAAAUACGAAUUAAGUUCGGCUGAUGAAAAGUACGGCGUCUAAACCGGGCCUUACGUGUGAUGGGCGAUAACGUUGAGAAUAUGAUUGAGAGGUAUCCAUACGAAAAUUUCACGUUCAUAUGAUUCCAUAUGUGAAAAUUCCUUUUCACAUGUGAAGUGUUUCAAUUCUAUGUAAUAAUAAUUUUACAUGUGAAAUUGAUUUUUACAUAUGAUUCUUUAAUUUCACAUGUGGAAAAAUAUGAAAUCAGCAUUUUCACAUGUGAAAUAUUCCAAUUGCACAUGAAAUUUCACAUGUGAAAUGAUAUGUAAACUUUCCGCAAGGGUAAGGGUAAAUGGUGAAGUAAUAUUUGCAACAAAAUUACAGUGCACCUUGUAACAAAAUCUGAUUUCGGGGUUUGUUAGUUAAAAAUGUUUAUACGAAUUUUGUCUCAUUAUUAUUAUUAAUAUUAUUAGAGAACAAUUACGUCAAAGAGGUUCUAGUGUUGUGAACCAAAUUCAUCAGCCAAUACUUGAUGAAAAGGCGGCAGAUUUCAUAGAAAAUCAAAUGGUUGUGUUUUUUGAUGAUCCACGUGAAGAUCCAAAUGCUACCACCUAUGGCCGACAUAUUGAGGAGUUGCGAAACGUCAUAGUUGACUACAUGAAGAAACUUUAUAACCGAAUGAAAGAUGAACAUGCACCCAAACCGAACAGGAAUGCUGUGGAUAAAAAAGUGGACGAUUUUAUAAAAGGGAAUUAUGUUGUGGAUGUGGCCGCUAAAGAGAAGUGGUUGGAUGAAAGCAGAAACACCCAGAAAAGUUUAAGGGUGUUUAACGAAACUAAAGAGAAAGUUGACGAUAUGUUUAGAAAACUGAAAUACCAUACAAAUGACAUGGUGGAUAGUUGGGUGAAGGAACUUUAUUUAUUAAAUAAGUAA